UUGUGUCGAAAUAUUUAAAUAUUUUAACUUUUCCAAUAUGGCUGGUAAUGAGGCUGGACAUGGUGCUAUUGUCAGAAAUAGAGAUUUGAUUGAUGUGUGGAUAGAAGCACCGAGAGGAAAUAGAAAACAGGUGGUUUAUGAAAAGAUAUUAUCUCUUAUUGAUAUAACAGAUGAACCUUCCAAAUAUCUUAAAAGUAAUAUUAUGAAAUGCAGCCAGUUGUUUGGGUUGAAAAUGGCAAAUAAAUGGCAGAAAGUAGGACAAUCUCGGAAUCGACUUUUACAAAAUCAGGUAUAUUGGUUAGACAAGAUUAUAUAUAGAAUAAAUAAUGAUUCUGAAGAAAACACAUCUUCGGAUGAGGAACAAGAACCACCUUGUCGCUCGGUUGGACGGCCACGGGUGCCAUUUGAAGAGGCAUCGAAGAAAACAAAACGAAGACGUGUAGCCGAACUAACCACAGACAGAUCUGCAAAUGAACUUCAAUUUGCUGUAAAUGUCGUUUCUGGAAGCAAUCACAGUGAGGUCUCGCCACAAAUUUUUAGUUUUAGUACAGCUGAAGCUUUAGCCCUUAUGGUAGAUUUGGAUAUAUCCGCCCAGAACUGCCUUCCUAGUUAUAAAGAAUUACAGAAAACAAAAAAUGCUAUCCUCCCUUCACAAUUUAUUAUUACUGAAAUUUCUGCAGAAGUUGAUUUGCAAGAACUUCUACAGAAAACAGCUGAAAGUAUCCUUGAAAUAACAAAUUUUGAAGAGAGAGAUUGCCGGAUUAAAGUGAUAUGCAAGUGGGGAUUUGAUGGCAGCUCUGGGCAUAGCCAAUAUAAGCAGAAAUUUUCUGAUUUAGAAAACACGGACGAAUUUCUGUUUUUUGUAGCAAUGACGCCACUCAGAUUGAUUGAUAUGGAAACGAAUAAGGUAUUGUGGAAAAAUGAGAGCCCUUCAUCUACUUUAUAUUGUAGGCCGAUCAAGUUUUUAUUUAAAAAGGAAAAUGCUGAUUUAGUGCGGAAUACGGAAAAGGAAAUAAUAACAAAAAUUGAAAAUUUGAUUCCUAUUGAGAUUAAAACAAAAGAAGGGCACUCUUAUAUAAUUGAAGUUGAUAUGAUGUUAACAAUGUUGGACGGCAGUGUUGGAAACGUUCUAUCAGAGACAAAUUCAACUAUGAAGUGCAUCAUUUGCGGAGCCACACCCAAGGACAUGAACACGUUAGCAGGGAUUAACCGUCCUCCUAACGUAGACAAUUACCGGUUUGGUUUGUCAACUUUACACUGCUGGAUUCGUUUUUUUGAAUGCUUACUCCAUAUUGGAUACCGCCUGCCAAUUAAAUCUUGGCAGGUUCGUGGGCCUGAAAACAAAGCUAUAGUCGAAGCAAACAAAAAACGAAUCCAAGCAGAGUUCAGAGCCAAGCUGUCUCUAAUAGUUGACAAACCAAAACCCGGGUAUGGCUCCUCAAAUGAUGGCAAUACGGCCAGAAUUUUUUUCCACAAUCCACAAACAAGUUCAGAUAUCACAGGGGUUGACAGGGAAUUAAUCGAGAAAUUUGCGAUCAUCUUAGGAGUGUUAGCUAGUGGUUGCGCUAUUGAUAUGGAAAAGUUUUGCGUCAUUGCUGGAAGAAGCAAGAAAUUUGUAUAUCCACCUUUAUAA
Messenger RNA from Acanthoscelides obtectus, 1633 nucleotides. Lineage: Eukaryota; Metazoa; Arthropoda; Insecta; Coleoptera; Chrysomelidae. The record is from the annotation of a GenBank genome assembly.